Molecule: messenger RNA, 1918 nt
Organism: Porites lobata
Lineage: Eukaryota; Metazoa; Cnidaria; Anthozoa; Scleractinia; Poritidae
Source: the annotation of a GenBank genome assembly
AAAAAAGAUAAACUCUAUAAGCAGUUCAUUAAUUCUAGGGACUCAACUACUGAGUUAAAAUACAAACGCUAUCGGAAUAAACUGAAUCAUCUUAUAAAAAUUGCUAAACGAAAGUACUAUGAUACAAAAUUUGAGAAGGCUAAAAAUAACCUGAAAGAAACUUGGAAACUAAUCAAUGAUGUAAUCAACAAACCGAGCAGAAAAGCAGCUCUGCCAAAUUCCUUUUUCUCUGAUGGAAAACUGUUAAAUGAUCCACAAGAAAUAGCUAACUGCUUUUGUAAGUUCUUCACCAACAUAGGUCCGAAUUUAGCAAGGAAAAUUCCAGACACACAAGUAUCUUUUCGUAGUUUUCUUGGCGUUUCUGUUAAUGAGUCGCUUAUCUUAAAUCCAACUAAUAUUUCGGAACUAAAUCAAAUAUGCAACUCUUUUAAAUCUGGAAAGUCGCCUGGAUAUGAUAACGUUUCAAUGGAUAUAAUAAAAAGCACCUUUGAUCUCAUUUCUCAGCCUUUGGCCAAUGUAAUCAAUUUGUCUCUUAUUAAAGGAGUAUUUCCUGAUGAAUUGAAAAUUGCUAAACUGAUUCCGGUAUUUAAAGCUGGUGAUUCCCAGUAUUUCACUAACUACCGUCCAAUUUCGCUUCUUUCUAAUUUUUCUAAAUUCUUUGAAAGAGUUAUGCACAAUCGUAUUACAAAUUUUUUAGAUCGUUUAGAUAUCUUAUACUGUUGCCAAUUUGGAUUUCGUAAAAAAUAUUCUACAGCGCUGUCUUUAAUUCAUCUUAUUAAUAAAAUUGCAACUGCUAUUGACAGAAGCGAAUAUACAGUUGGCAUAUUCUUAGACUUAUCAAAAGCAUUUGAUACUUUAGACCAUCAAAUACUCUUGUCUAAGCUUGAGCAUUAUGGGAUUCAUGGGCUAGCACUUAGCUGGUUGAAAAGCUAUUUGUCAAAUCGCGUGCAGUUCGUCCAGUACAAAGAGACUUGUUCUAUUAGGCUGACUCUGAGCUGUGGAGUCCCUCAAGGUUCUAUAUUAGGACCAUUAUUGUUUGUUUUGUAUAUCAAUGACCUCCCUUGUGCUACUCGUCUUGCUGAAACUAUGCUUUUGCAGAUGAUACUAGUGUGUUUUAUUCUAAUCCCGAUUUAAAUUGUGCUAUUUCUGCCGUAAAUAAUGAUUUAUCUCAAAUUGAUCUUUUUAUGAAAGCAAAUAAGCUCUCUGUUAACAUAACGAAAACUAAUUAUAUCAUUUUUGCAGCAAGGCAAAAACCAGUCGGCUUCCCAAUAAAUCCUGUCUUGUACGAUGAGGUUUUAUUAAAACAAGUAAAGGUAGUUAAAUUUUUAGGGGUUUUUAUCGACGAGCAUCUAACGUGGAAGCCGCAUAUUACUUAUAUAUGUAAGAAAAUUUCAAAAUCUAUUGGCGUCAUGUUUAGGUCUCGUUUCUUUCUUUCUGAAACAAAAAAAAGUCUCUUUAUUAUACCUUAAUUUAUCCUUAUUUAACAUAUUGUACCACAGUUUGGUCCUCCACUUAUGUAACAAACCUUAAUAGAAUUUUUCUUCUACAAAAGCGAGCAGUACGAAUUAUUACAAAUGCAGAUUUUCGCGCGCACUCUGAACCAUUAUUUUUCCGUUUAAAGAUUUUGGACAUAUACAACAUUAAUUCAUUCUAUACUGCACAAUUUAUGUUUUCAUAUUAUCAUCAAUUACUGCCACCGCUUUUUUCGAACCUUUUUGUUACUAGUAGCAAUAUUCAUAAUUAUAAUACUAGAAGUUCCUCGCAUUUCCGUUCUCAUGCCUGCCGAACUAACACCAAACAAUUUUCUAUUUUGUUCCAAGGCCCAAAAAUUUGGAAUUCUUUACCAAACUCAGUCACUUCGAUUUUUACAUUGCAAUCGUUUAAAACGAAAGUUUUUGAUUUUCUACUAUAUCGAUAA